Molecule: messenger RNA, 957 nt
Organism: Talpa occidentalis (Iberian mole)
Lineage: Eukaryota; Metazoa; Chordata; Mammalia; Eulipotyphla; Talpidae
Product: olfactory receptor 10C1
Exons: 1
Coding region: 1-957 (318 amino acids)
Biological process (GO): G protein-coupled receptor signaling pathway
Cellular component (GO): membrane
Molecular function (GO): olfactory receptor activity; G protein-coupled receptor activity
Source: RefSeq, a predicted model, not a curated record
AUGUCUGACUCUGAGCCUACAAUGAGUGGAAACCAGUCCCUCUGCACCAAAUUCACCUUUGUGGCUUUUUCCUCCUUAGCAGAAUUACAACCGGUGCUCUUUGUUGUGUUUUUAAUCAUUUAUUUGUUUACGGUGGGAGGAAACCUCAUCAUCAUCUGUCUAAUCUGGGUCACCCCUUCCCUGCACACCCCCAUGUAUUUCUUCCUGGUUAACCUCUCCUUUCUGGAAAUGUGCUAUAUCACUAGUGUGGUCCCUCAGAUGCUGGUCCACCUACUGGUGGAGAACAAGACCAUAAGUGUGGGGGGCUGUGCCGUGCAGAUGUACAUAUUCACCAUCCUGGGGCUGACAGAAUGCUGCCUGCUAGCAGCCAUGGCUUAUGACCGCUUUGUAGCUAUUUGUUACCCUCUGCGUUACACCCUCUUGAUGAGCCCCAGUGUGUGUUUGAAAUUAGCUGCAGCAUCUUGGACAACUGGGAUGGUGGUGGAGUCAGCCCAGACCACCUGGAUCUUCACUCUGCCCUUCUGUGGCACAGGAAGGAUCGAGCACUUCUUUUGUGACAUCAUGCCUGUGGUGAAGCUGGCUUGUGUGGAUACCUCCCACAAUGAAAUUGUAAUGUUUGCUGUAUCCGUGCUCUUCAUUAUGAGUCCCUGUUUCCUCAUCCUGUGCUCCUACACACGCAUUCUGGCGACCAUCUUGAGAAUGCCCUCAGCAGCUGGCCGGCACAAAGCUUUCUCUACUUGUUCUUCUCAUAUUCUGGUUGUUUCUCUGUUCUAUGGCACUGCGUUGUUCACUUAUCUCCAACCUAAGGCUGCACACACUGCACAGACAGACAAAGCCACUGCACUCAUGUACACAGUGGUCACCCCGGCUCUGAAUCCUGUCAUCUACACCUUGAGAAACAAGGAAGUGAAGGAAGCCUUUCAAAAGGUAGCACAAAGACACCCGCGUAGACAAUGA